AGUUGGUGAGAAAAAUAUGUUAAUGUGAAUCAAAAGUUAUAAUUAAUUAAUUUUUGAAUGAAAUUUGACUUAAUUUAAGUCUAAUUUUGUGAUAUUAAAGUGUACAUGUUUAUUUAAAUUUGGUUGAAACCGUUGAAACGUUUUUAAAUCAAUAAAGAAGUGGAUUGUUGACAUUUUAACAAUAAAAAGGUGUUUUUGUCUUCAAAUUAAGUGAGUAAUAGUGAAAAAUGGCAUUGAGUGUCUUUGAUGAUGCAUCUUUCCUAGUUUAGUAUAACUAGUAAAUAAGAAACCGGAAUUUUGUUUGUGAAAAAUUUGAGGUUAUGGUUGCCGGUUAAGCGUCUUAUUUAUUCAAACACCAGUCAAAGUUGUGAAAAUGGAGGAGGACGACGCUAUGGACAUCGAUGAGACAAUCUCCAGCGCCCAGAUAAUCAUCCGGGAAUCGACGGGAGUGCAAAUAAUCGGGGGCCCCACAAGCCUGGACUCUAAAACGGAGGAGAGCGCUCCUAAAGACCAACCCUCGAAAAACCCCGACGUUGUCGUACUAGACGACGAUGAGGAAGAGCCUGUUCCGUCAAAAAAGCCAAAAAAGCCUGAAGAGGACGUCGAGGUGAUAGACCUAGUGGAAAAAUCCGUCAACAGCAAAUGUAUCAAUUACGCGUGCAAGAGCGGCAAAGACUUGCUAGUGGCCCCCAACUUGUGUCUCAGCUACUACCGUGUGAAAAAUUCGGGUAAGGGGAACAAAGAAGUGUGUACUGAAUGCUAUGAAAUCGCAAUAAGGGAGUACGAUAUGCUGGCGUCUGAGCUGCAAGCGGGGAAUGUCUUGUGCAAUGUUGAGGUCCCCUUUAGGAAUGACACAGUCGAGAUCGAUGAUUCGGAUGAGGAGGACCAGGAGGCGCGAGUGUCCCCUCUAGACGACGAGAGUUUGAAGUUUUUCGAGGAGAAUCUAGAGAGGGUCUUAAGCGAGACCAUGGCAAAGUUGAAUGUUGUCUCUCAUGCGGAAAAAGAGGUUGAUUUUCUCAAAGAGAAAAAUAACCGGAUUAAUGGCGAGUUGAGUGAGUUACAAGCCAUGAUUAAAGACACUAGAAACUCCUUAGAUAGCAUUCAGUUUAAUUUAUACAAAGAGUGUAGACCUGAAACGGUCGAAAAAUGCGUCAUUUCGAUCGUUGACGAUCACUACACAUCAGGGGGGCCCAUUGUGCGCACAGAGUCCGUCUUGCCCUCCAUCACCCGCAAAAGCCAGCGCACCGCCACCAAACUCGUCUCGUAUGCCGAAGUGGACAGCCCCGUCGACAGCCCCAAGCCCGACGACGUCCCCAUUGUCGGCAACCCUGAGCCCCUCGUCGUGCGAAUCGAUGAAAUUUACUACAUCUCGCGAGAAAAUUCCUCCGGUUGUUGGAUUAAAGCCCGUCUCAAACGUGUCCUAUACCCGGGAACGGUCUACAACGACCAACCGUGCACCACCACCCUGUAUAAAAUGUUAGAGUUGAAACAGCAUAAAGAACGAGUAGUUGAUGGGAAAAGUAUCGCAUCAAUGAAACAUUCAACGAUCAGAUUGGAAACGGGGACGAGGGUUAUCGCAGUUUUCAAAGAGAUAGGGCCUACAGGAGAACCGAGAAGGAUGAGACAUGAACCCUAUUAUCCCGGAAUAGUGGCUGAGCCCCCAGUGGCGCAGAACAAGUACCGAUAUUUGAUCUUUUUCGACAUUGGCUAUUCGCAAUACGUGAAUUAUACAAAUGUUCAUGUUGUGUUCGAAGCUAGUAAGAAUGUGUGGGAGGACAUGCAUGUGAAUUCGAGGUCGUUUAUUAAAAAGUACUUGGAGAGUGCCGAUAGACCGAUGGUUAAGUUGUCCACAGGACAAACCGUCAGAGUGGAGUACAAUGGAAAAUGGGUUUUGUGUAAGAUUAUGAGCGUCGAUUGUUCACUCGUUUUGGUCUUGUUCGAAUCCUUGGGUCGCAUGGAGUGGAUCUACAGAGGGUCCACUAGAUUAAGUCCAAUGUUUAAAGAAGAACAAAAUGCGACGAAACGACAUACAGGUGGACGGACAUCAAAUAGGAAGCAAAGUCCGAGCGAAUCGGCUACUAUCGUCCAGUACACGAAAAACGCCGACUUCGAGAAACCCGCCGAAAACAACCGAACCGUCCGAGCCGUGGCUCGGAAAAGCACCGCUCGACCCGAAAACACCUCCACUGGGGGCUUCGUCCCCUUCUUACCCCAAGUCAACAACCCCGUCUCCAGCGAACCGACCAGCAAAAUUAUGUAUUUCACACCACGUGACCAAGUCAUUACGCAACGCCUUUACCGCGCCCAUAUUUGCUCCCCGGCUUGCAAAGACUACGUUAGACAUAGUCUCGGCAAGUUACGGGGGCACAACCCCCUUUCUAAACCGCUGUUGUGCGGGUGGGCCCGAAUGACGUUAAAAGUGAAAGGGAGAAAAGAAAUUGUGUAUAAAGCACCGUGUAGUCAAAUUUUGCGCAAUAUGGAGGAAGUACAUCACUAUUUACGCAUAACUAAGAGUGAAAUGACGGUUGAUUUGUUCGAUUUUAAUCAUAUGGUUCGGUGUUUGGCCGAAUUUUGCGUAGAAUGUAAUCCAGAUCCAAAAGAUUUGUCGAAAGGCCUGGAACAAGUUGCGAUUCCGGUGAUUAACGGAAUUAAUAAUGAAAUGCUCGACUUUUGCAAUUAUGCGACUAAACGUGUUCCCAUGGAGGAUGUUCCCUUGAACACAGAUCCGGAGUUUUUGAUUGGAUGCGACUGUACUGACGAUUGUUCCGAUAAAAUGAAAUGCGCGUGUUGGCAAUUGACGUUAGAGGGCGCCAAAUACAUGGGAAAGAACGUCGAUCCGAAUACGAUCGGUUAUGUUUAUCGUCGGUUACACGAACAAGUUUUAACCGGAAUCUACGAGUGCAACUCGAGGUGUAAAUGCGCUUCGACUUGUCUGAAUCGAGUGGUUCAAAAUCCGAUGUCGAUCAAAUUGCAAGUUUUUCGGACGCAUAAUAGGGGUUGGGGGAUAAGGUGUGUCAACGAUGUCCCCCAGGGCACUUUUAUAUGCAUCUAUGCGGGAACCAUACAUACUGAACAAAUGGCCAAUGAGGAUGGAGUCACUUACGGUGAUGAGUACUUCGCCGAGUUGGACUACAUCGAAAAUUGCGAGAAACACAAAGAGGAUUAUGAGAGUGAUGUCAACGAACCGGAGAGCCCCCGAAGCCGUUCCGUGACUCCCGACGACGAAGAAGAAGAGAAGAAACCGGACGGGAGGCGGCGACGUUGGCAGAAGCAUCCUCAAGAUAAUGAUUUUACUCCCAGUUAUCCACUCGUGAGUGGGGAUUUCGAGAAUUCGAUGAGGUUGAGAAGGAGGAGGGAGGAGGAGCCGAAAAUCGAGGAGAGAUUUGUUAAAAAAGAAGAAAAAAUUGAGAACGUCAUGAGUGAAAUCGAAACCGUUACGAUUUCAGACGAUGAGGAUGAUCCGAAGGAAGUUUUGAGCUUUAAUCCAAAAUCGGGGUCCGAUUUGGACGAUAAUAAACCUAGUCAGGUGUCAGUCCGAAGUUUCUUUGGAGAGGAAGAACCCUACAUUAUGGAUACAAAAAAUGCCGGAAAUAUUGGCCGAUUUUUAAAUCACUCGUGUUCACCCAAUGUUUUCGUACAGAAUGUGUUUGUGGAUACUCACGACUUGAGGUUCCCUUGGGUUGCUUUCUUCUGUUCACAGUUUAUCAGAGCCGGGACUGAAUUAACAUGGAAUUAUAAUUACGAUAUAGGAAGUGUUCCAGGACGAGUCUUGUACUGCCACUGCGGUUCUUUGGAAUGUAAAGGAAGAUUAUUGUAGGUUAUAAGAAUAAAAAGUUGAAUCUGUUUUUAAAUAAUUUUAUAAUAAUACAUCAAUUUCUUUAAAUC
Tribolium madens (black flour beetle) is the source of this 3885-nucleotide messenger RNA. Its product is annotated as histone-lysine N-methyltransferase eggless-like. Lineage: Eukaryota; Metazoa; Arthropoda; Insecta; Coleoptera; Tenebrionidae. Gene Ontology annotation, molecular function: zinc ion binding; protein binding; DNA binding. The coding region runs from base 374 to 3817 and encodes 1147 amino acids. Gene Ontology annotation, cellular component: nucleus. Gene Ontology annotation, biological process: heterochromatin organization; negative regulation of gene expression. The transcript is spliced from 9 exons. The record is from RefSeq and is a predicted model, not a curated record.